This is a messenger RNA of Malus domestica (apple), 1840 nucleotides long. The record is from RefSeq and is a predicted model, not a curated record. Lineage: Eukaryota; Viridiplantae; Streptophyta; Magnoliopsida; Rosales; Rosaceae.
AAUUUACGCUCUGAAAAGAGGCAUGAUUCGUGUUGUUCAACAAUCCUUAGGCUCAAUCUUAUCGAACGUGUUGCUCGUGCUUGGAUGCGCAUUCUUUGCUGGUGGACUUGUGCAUUCACAGAGGGAGCAAGUGUUCAACAAGUUUCUCAUCAAUCUCCAUCCAUGUCAAUAGGCCAUAUCCAAAGGCACCGAGAAUCCCAAAGAUCCCAAGAGGUUAAGUUGUAAGCUCCAAAUAUCCAAUCCCUUUUCAUUCUCAUUAGCAUUAGAUUUCAAGAUCCACAAUUGAAAAAAAAAAAAAUCAAUGUGAAACUUUUUACCUAACCUAUUCAAUGAUUGCUAACCCAACAAUUUUACAUAUUUGUUGGUGUAGCACAUGAAAAUGGAGGUGGCAAGAAAUAUUUGAUGAUUAAAUUGCUACCGAUCAAACCUUAAACAUUACACAUCUCUUUCUCAUCCUCAAUCCGCAUGCUUAUUCAAUCCGCGAUAUUAUUAUAUUUUUUUCCGAUCAUCAACUCCUAUCGGAAGUAUACAUCAGUUUUGGUGAACAAAUUUCGCGACUCUAGCAUUAUUGUUUCGAGAAAGCAUCUACAUUUGCAAAGAUGCAGUCUUUGAGUCGAUCAAUACGAGGUCAAUCAUUACAUGAGCCUCCACCAUUUGCAGAGAAGAUCACAGAAGACCCUGUGACAACGAAAACCGCACAAAGCACGGUGACUUGCGUCUACCUUGCAAAUAUUGCGACAUGUUGGCGGAAGGUGACGAUCAUAUGGUGUAAGAACCUCAUGAACCAUUCCCUCAGCAUUCGGAUUGAUAGCUUAGACGGCGGUUUUCAUUAUACGUGCAAAAUCGACCUAAAGCCAUGGAAUUUUUGGAGCAAAAAAGGGUAUAAGUCAUUCGAGGUCGAAGGGAAUCAAGGGGAGGUUUGUUGGGAUCUUCAUUCUGCAAAAUUUGGCGGCGGCCCAGAACCUUGUUCUAACUUUUAUGUUGCUCUUGUUUGCGAUGAGGAGAUUGUGUUGUUAUUGGGAGACAUGAAGAAAAAGGCAUACAAGAGAACAAAAUCCAGACCAGCCCUUGUGGAGGCACUUUUAUACCACAAAAAAGAAAACGUGUUUGCCAAGAAAAGUUUUGCCACAAGAGUGAAGUUUGAUGAGAAUAUAAAAGAGCAUGACAUUGUCGUGGAGAGCUCAACAUCGGGCUCCAUAGACCCCGAAAUGUGGAUCAGCAUAGAUGGGUUUGUGUUGAUUCAUGUCAAGAAUCUGCAGUGGAAAUUCAGAGGGAAUCAGACCGUAAUGGUGAACAUGCAACCGGUUCAAGUUUUCUGGGACGUGCACGAUUGGCUUUUCAGCAGCCCCGGGACUGGGCACGGGCUGUUUAUUUUCAAGCCAGGGCCGCCGGAAUCAGAGAGCGAUCACGACAGAGAUGGCAACGGCGGCAUAGACAGUGAUCAUAGCAGUCCUUAUUAUUCAACUCAGACUAGUAACUCAACAUCUUCUGACUUCUGCCUGUUUCUUCAUGCAUAUAAGAUUGAGUGAGGGAAACUAACUCAUAGAAAAAGGAAAAAAAAAACAGAAAAUGGUUGUAAAAUUGUAAAUUAUGGUCGUAGCAUUACUUCAUAUAUAAGGUUACUCUAAUAUUCAUUUGAUAAUUUGUAAAUUGAACUUUUUUAACUGUUGGUGUCACCCGUUUAGUGCUGUUAUAGGAUAGUGGGUAGCCUUUGGUAGGGAAGGUAUUUGGAGGAUGAUGAAUGGUGGGAGGCAUAUAUAAUAAUGUAAAAUUGUAUUCGUAUUAUAUAUGCAGGAAAUUAAGAAAAUUAAGGUCUAGAAAUGCUAUUCCAUGAUCUACU